Molecule: messenger RNA, 1638 nt
Organism: Glycine soja
Lineage: Eukaryota; Viridiplantae; Streptophyta; Magnoliopsida; Fabales; Fabaceae
Product: 7-deoxyloganetin glucosyltransferase-like
Exons: 2
Coding region: 89-1528 (479 amino acids)
Molecular function (GO): UDP-glycosyltransferase activity
Source: RefSeq, a predicted model, not a curated record
UCCCUUAUAAAUUAUGGUGUCAGGAAGAAGAUAGCACCAUCAACCACACCUAUCAAUUCCUUCCACACCCUUGAGAAAGAAAAAGGAAAUGGGUUCUCUGGAAGCAAUCAAGAAGCCCCAUGCCGUGUGCGUUCCAUUCCCUGCACAAGGCCAUAUAAACCCAAUGCUGAAACUAGCAAAACUCCUUCACUUCAAAGGCUUUCACAUAACCUUUGUCAACACUGAGUACAACCACAAACGCCUUCUCAAAGCGAGAGGCCCUGAUUCCCUUAAUGGUCUCUCUUCAUUUCGUUUUGAGACCCUCGCCGACGGGCUUCCCCAGCCUGACAUUGAAGGCACACAGCACGUGCCUUCGCUCUGUGACUACACCAAAAGAACUUGCUUGCCGCACUUCAGGAACCUCCUUUCCAAGCUCAAUGAUUCCCCGGAUGUCCCUUCUGUGAGUUGUGUUGUUUCUGAUGGCAUCAUGAGCUUCACUUUGGAUGCUGCCCAAGAACUUGGCGUACCAAACGUCUUGUUUUGGACCACCAGUGCUUGUGGAUUCAUGUGCUACGUACAAUACCAGCAACUUGUUGAAAGGGACCUUACACCGCUCAAAGAUGCUAGUUAUCUCACAAAUGGGUAUUUGGAGACUAGCAUUGAUUGGAUACCCGGCAUCAAGGAAAUUCGACUGAAGGAUAUCCCUACCUUCAUUAGAACCACAGAUCCAGAUGAUAUCAUGCUUAAUUUCGCACGUGGCGAGUGCAUAAGAGCUCAGAAAGCUUCUGCAAUAAUUUUGAACACAUUUGAUGCCUUAGAGCACGAUAUCUUGGAAGCUUUCUCAACCAUUUUGCCACCUGUGUAUUCCAUCGGCCCUUUAAAUUUUCUCUUGAAUGAGGUCAAGGAUAAGGACUUGAAUGCAAUCGGGUCCAACUUAUGGAAGGAGGAGCCAGGGUGUUUGGAAUGGCUCGACACAAAAGAAGUCAACACAGUGGUUUAUGUGAACUUUGGAAGCGUCACGGUUAUGACAAAUGACCAAUUGAUUGAGUUUGCAUGGGGACUUGCCGCCAGCAACAAAACCUUCAUGUGGGUUAUAAGACCAGAUCUUGUGAUUGGUGAAAACGCUAUUUUACCUAAAGAGUUUGUGGCACAAACGAAAAAUAGAGGCCUAUUGUCUAGUUGGUGUCCCCAAGAGCAAGUGUUGGCUCAUCCAGCAAUUGGGGGGUUUUUGACACACAACGGCUGGAAUUCAACGUUGGAAAGUGUGUGUGGAGGUGUUCCAAUGAUAUGUUGGCCUUUUUUUGCAGAGCAACAUACCAAUUGUCGGUUCUGUUGCAAGGAGUGGGGGAUUGGGUUGGAGAUUGAGGAUAUUGAGAGGGGCAAAAUAGAGAGCCUUGUGAGGGAGUUGAUGGAUGGUGAAAAGGGUAAAGAGAUGAAAAAGAAAGCUUUGGAGUGGAAAAGAUUGGCAAAAGUGGCAGCUUCUAGUCCAAGUGGGUACUCGUUGGUUCAAUUUGAGAAAAUGAUUCGUGAAGUUCUUAUAGCAUUUUGAACGGGUUUUUCCAAGGAUUUCUUAAGAAAAAAAAUGUUUCUUUUUAGGUUUUUUUUUCCCAUUGAAACAUAUCUAUGUGAUAAAGAAAAAUUUCUUAAAAAUAAAAUUUA